AGUUCUCGUACAGCGUCGGGAUGGCCCCAAUCAGAGCGAGCGCUUGACGCCUACGUCAUCAAAAUACUCUUUCAGCUGUUGGAACAAGUGUAACCACGCGUGCGCCGCUACAUGGGACAAACUCAUUCAUUAAACUCACUUAAGGAAAAUGGCUCUAAUGGGUGUUCAGUUGGUGGUGAGCUUGCUGGCGGUCAGCAUAAUGCAAAGAAUGGCUCCACAUCUCUCUUUUGCACGCUGGCUCUUAUGUAAUGGCAGUCUUUUCAGGUUCAAACAUCCAUCGGAGGGUGAGCUGUGUGCCCUUGCAGGAAAGCAGAUUCCCAAGACGGGAAGGCGAGAGAGGAGACAAAAUGGACACGGAGAAUCCAAGCCGCUUACGGUUCCGAAAGACAUCGAUCUUCACUUGGACAGUGCUCCUGUUAAUGUCAUGGAUGCUCUUGUUCUGCGGUUUUUCGUUGAGUACCAGUGGCUUAUUGACUUUGCAGUCUAUGCCACAGGGAUCUACCUCUUCACCGAAGGCUAUUACAGCAUUGUGGACGCCAGCAAGGAGGUCAAUAUCGCUGCCAUCUGGUGUGUGCUGACUGUUUUCUUCUGCCUGAGGACCCUGUAUGUCCUCAUGAGCCAUUAUUUCAGUUCUGAGGAGGGUGGAGAGCGCUCGGUAUGUCUGGCUUUUGGCUUCUUAUCUCUGCUCGUGGCCAUGCUGGUUCUUGUAGUCAGAGAAGACUACUUGGAGUUCGGCCUUGAGCCUGGUUUUACCAGUCUCUUUGACAAUUUCGAAGUUUUUGCCAAACAGCAAGGCUACGAGUGGUCAAUUCCCUUUACCAAGCUGACUGUAAAGUUGGGUCUGGCUGUUGUUUGUGCCUUUAUCGGAGCUCUCCUCGCUUUCCCCGGACUGCGAUUGGCCCAAACUCACCUGGACGCAGUUCAGAUGAAUGCUGACCGUCCAAUCAUUCAAAUUUUGUUGCAUAUGAGUUUUCUGUCUCCACUGGUUAUUCUGGUAUUAUGGAUCAAACCAAUUGCUCGCGACUUUCUUGGCAAUGCUCCCUUGGGAAAAACCUCAGUCACCUUACUCUCCAGUUCAGCCUUCAACUCGGUGCGUCUGUGGACGAUCGUAGGCCUCUGUGUUUUGCGGCUUCUGCUCACGAGGUACCACCUGCAGGCGUACCUCAACCUGGCUCAGAAGUGGGUGGAGCAAAUGAAAAAAGAGGCGGGGCGUAUCGCUGCCCUUGACAUCCAGAGAAAGGUGACACGAAUUUUCUGCUACCUGACAGUGGUCACCCUGCAGUAUAUUUUGCCUGUUCUGCUUGUCCUCUUCUCAACGUUGGCGCUCAAAUCUCUAGGUGACUUCUCAUGGGGACUCGGAGCAGAAACUCCAGGCGUGACCCCCGCUCCCAUCAUUCCCGUCACACCUUCGCCGGCCCCCAGGCUUGAAGAUGACGAGGACAUGGAAGACAUUGAAGAAGACGUCCAAGCCACCGUCGCCCACCUGACAGAGUUGUUCGCUGCCUUACGUGGGGUCCUCACCCCCCUCUUCUUCAGGGGCAUCUUUGCCUUCCUCACUUGGUGGGUUGCAGCCUGUCAACUCAUCAGCAGUCUGUUCGGCAUCUACUUCCACCAGUAUCUAAUGCACAAUUGAUAGUGUCCUGAAAUGAUGCACUAAAUCCAGUCAUCACGGACGGUCCUGUAAACUUUAUUGACAGCAUAACACCAUAAAAACUGGAUUUUCGAAACAAACAUUCAUGUUUGACCAUCUAAACAUGUGCACUUCGUAAUCCCUGUGGUUAUGAAUUAGCACGUUGCUGGUACGCGCUAGACAAUUUUUUUUUGUACAAUCAAAGAUAAGUUUUGUUAGCAUAACAACUGGAACCGAUGCAACAAUUGGCCAGAUGCCUCAUUUACAUAAUCACUAUAAACUCGCAAUAUGAUGAUCUUUGCAUCCGAUGCAAUUCUUAAAGGCCUGUGAACUCAGGGAUGCGGUCCGAAAUAGCGUUUCUCCCACCAGCACAACAUCUUCAAGUGCAGAUUUCUGUAGCGCUGCAGUGAUGAAAUGAAAUCUGAGUUAAUUUCAUUUUGUACUUUGCCUUGGAUUUUUUAUCAGAAUGUUACAGUGUAUUUUAAAUAUUGUGUUUGCUAUGGCUGAUGACUUUUAAUGUAGCUAAUUGCGGUCCUUAACAUUUACUUUCAUUAUUUUUUCAGUCAUUUUGUCCACUACAUUAGCUGCCAAACUACUGUUUUUUUUUUCAAUCAUUAUCUGAAAUCAUCAGGGAUUCAUAUCAUUUAGACAAGCUAACAAUGUUAAGUUUUACUGAUAAUAUGCAGAUUUAUUUAUUCAUUUUCUUGUGUCAAUCAACAAUUUAUUUGAUUCUGAAUAAUAAAUUAUUUAGGAAAAACA
This is a messenger RNA of Misgurnus anguillicaudatus (oriental weatherfish), 2389 nucleotides long. It is a transcript of the gene tmem161a, whose product is annotated as transmembrane protein 161A. NCBI's taxonomy places the organism in Eukaryota, Metazoa, Chordata, Actinopteri, Cypriniformes, Cobitidae. The record is from RefSeq and is a predicted model, not a curated record.